Entrophospora candida is the source of this 1938-nucleotide messenger RNA. NCBI's taxonomy places the organism in Eukaryota, Fungi, Glomeromycota, Glomeromycetes, Entrophosporales, Entrophosporaceae. The record is from the annotation of a GenBank genome assembly.
AUGAGCAAUGCAAUUAUUAUCUUACGUCCUACAAUAGCCGAUGUAGUUACCGAUUCCCAAUUAUUAAAAGCUGUAGAGAUUCUUAGAGAGAAAACCUCGCUAUCAGCCUAUUCACUGGCUAGCAUGUUAAUUGUUAUCAAUUACGUGUUGGGUAAACCUUAUUUUUCAGAUUCUGUGUUUGGUAACAAGACAACUGUGGAUUUUGAAUAUAAUGGUCAAAGUUUUGUAGUAGAAUUUUUUAAUAUUAAUUCUGGUGAUAUUGGUGGUAAUGGUGUUAACCUUGGUGUAGGGGGGACGGAUAUCAUUGAUAAAUCAUCUUCACCUGGUAUAACCGACGCAAACACUACAUCAUCAUCGUCAACUCCUAUGGAUGUUGAUCCUCCACGUCAUUUAAUAAGUAAUAGUAGUGGUGCAUUAUCGCCAUCAAUAUCUGCUGCUGCGAAUACACAAUCUUCAACUGCUUCCACCAAUAACGUGAAAACUACAAACAACAACAGUUCACCACAAUUAUUACAACCAACUAUAGCAGACAUUCUUAGCGACGAAGAAACUUUAAGUCUUAUAGAGUUACUAAAACAAAAAACACGAGAGUCUCCUAUAAAAUUCGCUAGUUUAUUGUGUAUUGUUAAAGCUGUUCUUGAAGAUGUAGGAUUAAAGGGCAAUUUGUUUCAAAAUAAAAUAAAAUUUCAAUAUCAAAUAAAUGGCAUUCAAAAGGAUUUCCUUAUUGAAUUCGAAGAAAAUAAGCAUUAUUAUUAUCCACAUUAUCCAGACGAUUAUUCUUUACUAAAAUCGAAUCAGAUCUUAUCUCCAAAUGAUUUCAGUCCAUUAAGAAUUUCUUCACCAACUGUUUUCAAUCGCCAUCACCAUGGUGCUAGCCAAGACAUGUCUGACGAAUUAGAGAAAGAUGAAAUUGUUGAUGGAUCAUUAUUGGAUCAAGAAGCUUGGAAUACCCAUGGUUCUCCUAUUGCGAAUGCAAAAAGAAAGCGUGAUUGUACUAACUCUGAUGAAGAUCAUUCCACUCAACCAAAUAACAAAACUAAAAGGCGUUCUACUGAUAAACAUAAAGCUCCUCCUUUAAGUUGUGAAGCAGUAAAACGUCUUUUUACUGGGAUUACUAAAGCAGUUUUAUUACAAAGAUUAGAUGAGGCAAAAGCUUUAAUUGCUUCUAUAAAGGAAGGUUAUUCUAAUGUUAGAAUUGAUGGUAUUUCCUCCAAAGUGUUUUCAAAUUUAGAACUUUAUAAAUUAUUUACAACUUAUAACAAUUAUAAAGAAGAAUUGGCUCAAAAUUCACAUGCAAAUCCACAUCAUUCACCGAAUAAUAAUCAUCAUAGUGAUUCUUCUUUAAGUCCAUUAGAAAAAACUGGUGGUAAAGAAGUUGGUAAACAUCGUUUGAAUUGUGCAUGGAGACUUAGUAUAUUGUGUGAACUAUUGGGCAAAGGUGUAUUAUUGAUGACAAAAGAACUUAGUGGUGCUAAGCUAGAAAGAAUUUUGGUUGAAGAGUUUUCAAAAUUAGUGGAUUUUUUAAGAAACCCUGAUAAUCAUGAUUGGGUUGCUAGUGUUCGAGAAAAAAUGGAUUUGGCCGGAUUUGAUGAUGUUUAUAAACCUUUAGAUGAUGCAGAUUUGGAAAGUAAUCUGACAGCGGCAGCAGCUUCUACUACUAUUAUUGCUCCUCAAACUAAAUCUAAUACAUUGUCAUCACCAUCUUCUUCAUCUACUGCAACAAUUACAUCUACCAAUUUGACUACUGGUGAUAACAAUGAAAUUAUUCAUCGUCAUGGCUUAGAUAUUGAUUCUAAUACUUUCAAUAGUGAUGAUCAUUCAGAUAUUCCAAACAUUCUUACUUUUACAAUUGAUCCUAAUAGUAAUAUUCUGCAACAACAAGAACAACAAGGAGAAGAAGGAACUACUGCUACUGCAGACGUUGCAACUGCAAUAUAA